Molecule: messenger RNA, 3524 nt
Organism: Mesocricetus auratus (golden hamster)
Lineage: Eukaryota; Metazoa; Chordata; Mammalia; Rodentia; Cricetidae
Gene: Fbxw4
Product: F-box and WD repeat domain containing 4
Exons: 9
Coding region: 1978-2955 (325 amino acids)
Biological process (GO): SCF-dependent proteasomal ubiquitin-dependent protein catabolic process
Cellular component (GO): SCF ubiquitin ligase complex
Molecular function (GO): protein binding
Source: RefSeq, a predicted model, not a curated record
UGUGGGUGUUGGGAACUGAACUUGUGUCCUCUGCAAGAACAAGUGCUCUUAAUUGCUGCUGUCUUCUUAGUCCCAGGAAGAGCUUUUGGACUUACACAUAUUGUUGGAAGUGAGGCUAGCUUGGUCUACCUACCAGCCUGGUGCAGAAGGUAGUGGUGAAUUUGACUAGUCUCUUGAAGAGAAGCAAGGACAGAGGUAGGCUAGUACUGCUGGUGCUGAUGAUAUAGAUAGGGUGGGGCUUCUUACGUUCUUUUCUACUCAUGAUCCCCUUUUGUCUGAUAAAAUAUAACCCUGGGUAUAAAAUUAUAUCAAAUAGGUAUAUAAAUAAAAAGUUCACUGAUGUUAAGUCAUAGUGAAAUGGACGCUAAACAAUCUUUUGAAGAUGAAAUACAUAAUAAUGAGUGAACUUUUGCAGAAGGAAUCACGUGGUGGCUGACUAUCUGAUGCUACGGCAUGUAGAGAACAUCUUUAGUGUUUUCUGAGCUGAGUGUCAUGCUGAGACCCUGCUUUGCAUAAGUUUGUAAUACAAAAUGGAAAAGAAUGUUCAGGACUAUUUUAGGAAUUGUUGGAUAGUCUGCCAUAAUCCCAAGUUAAAAUUCACUUAAUGAUUGUGUGUAUGUAUUUGUGUGGAUGUAUAUACAUGCAUGUGUGAGGGCAUUUUUGUGGAUAUGUGGAUAUGUAUGUGAGUAUGUGGGUAAACUCAGGUGUGCAUAUGGAGGCCAGAGGUUGACAUUGGAUACCUUCUGUUAUUUCUCUUCACCUUGUUGUUGACAGAGGGUCUUUCACUGAACCUAGUGUUGGAGCUGAACUUAAGCCCCUGGAAUCCACCUGUCUCUACAUAACCAGUGCCAGGGUUUUAUGUGGGUUCUAGGGAGCCUGAACAUAGAUUCCAGAGCUUGCACAGCAAGUAAUUUAUUUGCUGAGGCAUCCCCCACUUUGUGCUGGCAUUCUGGAUAUUUAAUGCUAUGCCUGGCUUUUACAUAGGUCUGGAGAUCUGAACUCAGGUCCUCAUGCUUGUGUGUCAAGAAUUUUGCCAACUAAGCCAUCAUCUCCCUAGCCCAAUUAAUGAAACCUGCCAGGCAGUUGUGGCACACGCCUUUAAUCCCAUCACUCAGGAGGUAGAAGCAGGUGGAUCUCUGAGUUCAAGGCCAGUCUGGUCUGUAUAAUGAGUUUCAGGACAGCCAGGGCUACACAGAAACCUUGAAAAAAACUCAAGUUGGCAAAUCAAACAGCAGAUUUAUUUUGAAGUCAAGCAUUCUAACACAAUGCAAUCCAAAGAUGUACUCACAUACUUCAGGCAGCCAUGUUGCUGUUGCUGUUGGGGCAUGAAAGCAUGCGCAGUACAGACAGCACAUGUUGUGUUUCAGACCAGGCUGCAGGGAAGUCACACAAUGCAACAUGGACGAACUGUCAGAACUACUUCUGACUCAUGAUGCAUUUGAUUUUGGAUUAAUUUUUGUUUCGCAUUUAGAAACCUUUUGCCAUUAUGAACUUUUCAUGUAUUUGCACACUGGGUUUCAGCACACAAUUUAAGAAGCUGUGGUGCCAGGCGUGGGCACAGGGUUAAGUGUGGAAGGGCAGCUUGCUGUAGUGGCAUAGUGUAGAUCGUGGGUGUGAGAUGGGUUAAGGGGGUUGAUGUUAGGGGCCUCUGAGGAAGAUAUCGAGCAUUCCUGUCAUCCCCACUCUGUCCUGUGCGUGGUCUUGUCCUCAUGGUGACAUGUCUCCUGCCAUUUACCUCACCCUAGAUUUUGGGUGAAGUAAACAUAAUAUGAUUUAAUGGUAUUUCAUUGAGCUUAUUUCACAGAGCAUACUUAUAGCCAUCUGGUCGGAUGCAAGUACAGAGGAAGAUUGCAAGUCUCACUGAGCUGCUUGCACUCUUAGAAUGGGUUAGAACUAACUGGUGGGCACGGGCACUAGAGGGAAGACCUGCUUUCUGGAGAGGAAGAAAAGCAAAGAAAAGAAGAGGUGGUGCUAAGGAUGACCAGCAUCCCAGUAAAGGACCGAGUGAGGGUGUCUCAGAACUGGAGACUGGGGCGCUGCCGACAGGGGACUCUGCUCAAGUGGAGAUGUGGUCAGAUGCCCUGGAUGCAGCUGAAGGAUGCUUCCCUGUACAUAUCUCAGGCUAAUUCCAUCCUGGCCUACCAGUUCCGUCCAGAUGGUGCCAGCUUGAACCGUCGGCCCUUCAGAGUCUUCGCUGGGCAUGAUGAGGACGUUUGUCACUUUGUGCUGGCGGACUCACAUAUCGUCAGUGCAGGAGGAGAUGGGAAGAUUGGUGUUCAUAAGCUUCACAGCACCUUCACUAUCAAGUACUCAGCUCAUGAGCAGGAGGUGAACUGUGUGGACUGCAAAGGGGGCAUCAUUGUGAGUGGCUCCAGGGACAGGACAGCCAAGGUGUGGCCUUUGGCCUCGGGCCGGCUGGGGCAGUGCUUACACACCAUCCAGACUGAAGACCGAGUCUGGUCCAUUGCCAUCAGCCCGCUACUCAGCUCUUUUGUGACAGGAACAGCUUGUUGUGGGCACUUCUCACCUCUGAGAAUCUGGGACCUCAACAGUGGGCAGCUGAUCACACAUCUGGGCAGUGAUUUUCCCCCAGGAGCUGGAGUCCUGGAUGUCAUGUAUGAGUCCCCCUCUACACUGCUGUCCUGUGGUUAUGACACAUAUGUUCGCUACUGGGACCUCCGCACAAGUGUCCGGAAAUGUGUCAUGGAGUGGGAGGAGCCCCAUGACAGUACCUUAUACUGCUUACAGACAGAUGGCAACCACUUGCUGGCCACAGGCUCCUCCUACUAUGGUGUUGUGCGGUUGUGGGACAGGCGCCAGAGGGCUUGCCUGCAUGCCUUCCCGCUGACAUCGACCCCGCUCAGCAGUCCUGUGUACUGCCUGCGAUUCACCACCAGGCAUCUCUACGCUGCGCUCUCUUACAAUCUCCACAUCCUAGACUUUCAAAACCCAUGACAAACCACCCUGCCUUUGAGCUGGGCGAGUACGCUACUCAGGGACCUCUCUUGCCUGGCAGGUGAAGUGACUGAUACCUCACUGUCUUCCCAGCCCUGCUGUGCUCCUAGACCCGUGGCCACGAUGCCCCAGCACCUGAAACGCUACCUUUUACACGCUGGGGCUGACUAAUGCAGGCCCUGCCAGGACCUGUGGUCUUAGGAGAAUGGACCUGAACUCAAGAUGUUUACAAUCGGGCCAAAGGAAGGGCCUGGACUGGCAAGGCCAACCCUGUCACCAGAUCCUGCACAGAGCUACAGCAGCCUACAGUGAGCGGAGGGACUCCCAGCAUCCCGGCUAGAGAGGCGCAGUUGCUAGAACUUCUGCUGGUACAGCCGCCACCUCCUCAGGCAGGCGUUAACUUCUUGGAGUUGGGGGCUCCCUUCUGAGGCACUAGCCUAGGUUUCCUUUGAAACUAAGGAAAAGGACACCUGUCACUUUGGGGUUCUGGGCUAGCCAUUCCUCAGGCCAGCUUGGGAAAUGUGCUGUGAUUUUCAAUUUUAUAAAAAUAAAAUUUGGUUGUGCACAAA